AACUUGUUCUCAACUUGCCUACCUGGUUAAAUAAAGGUGAAAUAAAAUAAAUAAAAUACUCUGUCUGGUUUUGCCUCCCUCCAUCCAGCUGAAAAGGGUGACGCUGCAACUGCUCAUUAUAUGAGGGAAUUAUUCAAUGUAUGGGGGUCGAUGUAAUACAUCAUACAGAAGUGGUCUAAAACUAAUUGUGUGCAUGGGUUUGUGUGUGUGGUGUCAUUGGUCAUUUAUGUGAUCUGGGAGCAGAGUGAGCUUUGUGAACCACCUGGAAUGUGUCAGCAGUUGGGCUCUAAUGAGUUUAUCAGUGGCAUUGUGCUGCUACAUUACAAAUGGCUGCCUUACUGAACCUUCCUAAACAGACAACUAGCUCGAGGUCUACACUUCCAACAUUGUCAAGAUGAGGUUUCAAAUGGUUCUCUUGACUUUAUCCAUCUGCUUUGGUGCCAUUUCGUCGUCUCCCUCCAUGUCCAACCCUCCGCCCUCGGACUUGAAGAGAAAGACAGGCUGUUUAAAAAUGAGUAACUGUAGAUGCAUCAUGAAGGACGGCUCAGGGGUGAUAAACCUGGUAGCCAUGGCAGAUUCAGACGGAUUCUUGGGACACCUAAAGCCUGUGCCCUCGGAGAACGCACCGCCAAAUGCAGAAAUCCUCCUCUCCUUCAGCCCCUGUCAACCGUUCUCUGAGCCAGAGGACCUCGCAGGGACAGACUGCACAGAUGUGGCUGCCUGUUUGUCAGUCAGGUUUUACAGAAAUAACAGAUACAUCAGUCAUUACAUAAACUAUGGGAGACAUGAGGGCAACGAAUUCCAUUACAACAAGAGCUUGCAGACACUGUCUGUUUCAUAUUCUGUCCUAGAGUACACCCAGCCCCUGACAGUAGUACACUACCGCUGUAGUCCCAACAUAUCCACUUCCUUCGCCCUACACUUUAAUGGAGACAUUCCCCUGCAAAUCUGGGUGGAGAGUCCCUGUGCCUGUCCAAACGCCUGUGCCCUGGGGGACGUGGGUCCUGGCACCAUCUUCCUCAUCAUCCUCUCCCUCAGCGCCACUGCCUACUUUAUCCUGGGGUCCUGUGCUCUGCGGCCAUUCAGGGCAGGCAGUGGAGUGCAGAUCGCUCCAGAGGAAAGUCUGUGGUGCAUGCUCUGUUACAUGUUCACUGAACGCAGAGGGGGUAGGAGGAGGAGAUACAUCUCCCUGCGAGAGGAAACCCUGUGAAGCAUGGGCUAUCGGAUAAAUGGGCAAUGAAAAAGUAGAAGGUGACAAAGCUACUGCAUAUGAAAUGACACUGAGGGAAACUUGGGCUUGAGAUCGAUUAUAUUUCCAGUGAUGUGACUGAUAUACAUGCAGGAGACAUGAUUUUCUAUAUGUUUAUGAGUGGGGUAGCAUUGAACAGCAUAACUAACAACCAGACUAACAUUUUAAAACAAAGUUAUUGUUCCAUUUAGUUUAAUAAAGAUUGAAAACAGAAGAGAAAAAAAUA
This is a messenger RNA of Oncorhynchus gorbuscha (pink salmon), 1475 nucleotides long. RefSeq lists its product as uncharacterized. Bases 395 to 1210 code for a protein of 271 amino acids. The record is from RefSeq and is a predicted model, not a curated record. Lineage: Eukaryota; Metazoa; Chordata; Actinopteri; Salmoniformes; Salmonidae. Gene Ontology annotation, cellular component: trans-Golgi network. The transcript is spliced from 4 exons.